Messenger RNA from Bombina bombina (fire-bellied toad), 10804 nucleotides. RefSeq names its product calmodulin regulated spectrin associated protein family member 2 (gene CAMSAP2). Gene Ontology annotation, molecular function: microtubule minus-end binding; calmodulin binding; spectrin binding. Gene Ontology annotation, biological process: cytoplasmic microtubule organization; negative regulation of microtubule depolymerization; neuron projection development. Gene Ontology annotation, cellular component: microtubule minus-end. The coding region runs from base 1605 to 5945 and encodes 1446 amino acids. NCBI's taxonomy places the organism in Eukaryota, Metazoa, Chordata, Amphibia, Anura, Bombinatoridae. The transcript has 17 exons. The record is from RefSeq and is a predicted model, not a curated record.
GGCAGGAAAACCCGCAGCGGCAGCGGGAGGAGGGGAAAGGAAGCUGGGUAGGCAGGCCGAGGACGGGGCGGCGGUGUAACAGAGGAUAGGCACGGGGAGACCGCCCGGGGAGUAACUUGGGAGUCUGACACUAAGGGGCAGAGAUCCCACCCAGCACCGGGCCUGCCCAAGACCCCACACCCAAGGAGAUCCACUAGAUCCCACGCAGGACACCCUAAUGUCAGCUCACUCUGAAGAUACGCUCAUAUAAUCCCUUCGGAUCUACAGCUCUCGCCUUUGGACCUGGAUGCUGUCAGGACCCAGAAGAUCCCUGAUUGGAUCUGGUGAGCACCCACUGGUGACAUCCCACGUACUAUAUAUACUGACGUUCCAUUAUAUGGGAUCUUAUAAACAGCAAUUCUAAACACCAAGGGACUGGAUCCCCCAGAUCAUCCCAUGGGAUCUGGCUGCCCCUUUGACACUAACACUAUAGAAUCCUUGACUAGAUCUCCAGAGGUUCUGCUGCUGUCCUCACAUGUCCCCCACACCCUGAGGAUCCACUAAAUGAGAUAUCAAAUACGUCUCCUUAGGAUUGGAUUCUACCAUUCCAUGAACUCUGGAUGGUCUACUGGAUCUCGAGAUCAUAAAGGAUCACUAACUUGAUCCACUGCUGUCAUUCCAUGCCCCCACCAGCUGAGGAUCUAUUGAACGGAAUGUUGUGAGGACCAAUACUGUUGAAUCACAACUUGACCUCUUUAUGAUCUGCUGCUGCUUAUAGGAGAUCUAUGUUUCUCCAUGGACCAUAUCAACACUAAGAGGCGACUUCAGAUCCACUGGGCUUCCACAGUAAUCACAUGCUGACUGUUGUGUAAAGAUCAGACAUUCCUGUUGUUUUUAUACUGCUGAUAUUUGUUUGCAGAUAGUUAUUUGGAAAUCACAGCAUAUCACCAUUGCUGCAACACUGAAGGAUCACUGGUGGAGUCGCUUCUUUUUCCUGUUUAUAAUAUAAGAUCCCUAAUAAAUCCCUGGUACCUUAUUCAGUAACUACACUAAAAUCAAAUGUUAUUGCCGCUUCUGCCUGAUUUCAACAGCAAGAAUCAGUAUCACUAAUAGUUUUAUUUUUACUGUAAAUGGAAACAAAAAGUUGCACGUUUUGGAUCCUCUGUAAUUUUUUUUAAACAUUCCUUUUAAUGACAAGUGCGCCCUGUAGUAUUAUGAAAAGAUUACUGACGGGACACAGAUCAUUAGACUAAGCACAUACUGUAAUUUAUUGCAUAUGAAUCACUACAAAGGAUUAACAUAGAAUACAAAGAGUGGUUAUUAAUUCCGCUGUUUGACCUAAUUGGAUCAGUAUUAAGGAAUUGCAGGUGACAUUCACUAAUCCCAGACACCCUUCGCUACCAGAGCACUUGUUCUUAAAAUAUAAAUUUACACAGGUUCCCUGUUGGAUUACAGAACUAAUUAAUAUCCUAACAUUUGUGCAACAGGGGUUAAUCACAAUGGCAUCUGGGAUGUAACUGUAAUAGUGGUUUGCUGAGCAAACGGUGUAAAUUUCCCCCUGGGCCACAGACUGACUCUGGAGUUUUCUUUUUAAUCAUGUAAUUUGAAUAACUCCCAUUCCAGCCAUGGUGGACAUAGCUGAGAGCGGCCAGGAGAUAAAGAAGACUUAUAUUGUCCCAGCCAUAAAGCCGUUUGACCACUAUGACUUCAACAGGGCUAAAGUUGCCAGUGGUCUGGCCUGGCUGGUGGCCAAAGCCUUUGGGGCAGAGAACGUCCCAGAGGAGCUGCAGGAGCCCUUCUACACAGACCAGUAUGACCAAGAGCACAUGAAGCCCCCCGUGGUGAAUCUGCUGCUCUCCGCAGACCUGUACUGCCGGGCCGGGAGCCUGAUCCUGAAGAGUGACACUGCCAAACCGUUGUUGGGACAUGAUGCGGUCAUCCAGGCCUUGGCCCAGCGCGGCCUCUAUGUCACCGACCGAGAGAAGCUAGUGACAGAAAGAGACCUCCGCAUGAAGCCCAUCCAGAUGACCGCUCACCUCGCAAUGAUCGAUACCCUAAUGAUGGCGUACACAGUAGAGAUGGUCAGCAUAGAGAAGGUGAUCGCCUGUGUGCACAAGUACUCGCCGUUCUUCCAAGCUACUGAGCUGCCCUAUGACAUAGAAGACGCAGUAACUUACUGGAUAAACAAGGUAAAUGGACAUCUGAAGGGUAUCAUUGAGCAGGAGCAGCGCCUGAAGGAGCAGCAGAACAUAGACCCCAGCUCGGGGCAGAAGGCCCGGUACAGGAAGGAACACACACUCUUCAAGCAGUUGCCCUGUAUCCCACUCAUGGAGAACAUCUUGAAGGACGGCACAGACGGCUGCGCUAUAGCUGCCCUCCUCCACUUCUAUUGCCCGGAGCUGAUCAGGCUGGAGGAUAUUUGCUUCAAGGAGUCCAUGUCGCUGGCUGACAGUCUCUAUAACCUGCAGCUGAUUCAGGAAUUCUGCCAGGAGUAUCUGAACGGCUGUUGCCACUUCACUCUGGAAGACAUGCUGUACGCUUCCUCUUCUGUUAAGGCUAAUUACUUGGUGUUUAUGGCUGAGCUGUUCUGGUGGUUUGAGGUGGUGAAACCAUCAUUUGUGCAACCGCGAGAGGUCAACGCUCAAGACGCUGUACAGUCCAUGAAAAACUCAUCAGCUCCAUUCUCUAAGCGGAGAAACACAAUGUCUGGUUCCUCUAACUGCAGGAACACGCAGAAUAUGGCGUCAUCCCCUGGCCCAGCUUCAAUUCGGAGGUCAUCAUCUAUGUCAUAUGUAGAUGGUCAGAUUGGGACAUGGCCCAAAGAGAAACGGUCAUCUGUACAUGGUGUUUCCUUUGACAUCUCAUUUGAUAAAGAUGAUGGUAUCCGUGUGACCACCCCAAGCAGACCGAUUCGUAGGUCCAUAAGCACUGAAGGAUUCUCACUGAAUGCAGCUCGCAUUCCUAAACACAUACGAAAGAACCUGUCAUUCCAGCCUAUCAAUGGGCAAGGACAGUCCGAGAGUAUUGAUGAGGAACGGAGUCAACUUAACCACAAUGAUGCUUCCAGCAACCAGUGGGACUCUGAUGAGGCAGAACAGCCUGAGAGAUACAAUGGUCCACUUGAAACUAGAAUCAGUGUGGAUGAACUUGAUGGGCAGGUGGAAGCCCCUAGUAUUGAAGAAGCACUAAAGAUCAUCCAUAACCCGGAACGGUUGCCUGUUGUUGGUGACCAAGUCAAUAACGGGUUUUUUCUGCACAGCCACAAUAUGAAUUUAGCUCUGCAGGGAGUCCCACCAGGUCUGACAGAAGAAAAUCAAGAGCACAGUCUGGAGAUGAAAGGUGUUCAGAGCCCUGCCACAGACAACACAGAGGUGGAUACUGGGAUUCAUGUCCCAGAUGACAUCCCAGAAACUAUGGAUGAGGAUUCUUCUUUGAAAGACUAUACUGUCAGCUUGGAUUCUGACUUGGAUGACCCUCUGAAGCUGCAUCAGGACUAUGGUGGACAGAUUCCUCAUUCCAGAGAGCCUGUCAGCCCCUGUCCAAGCUCAGUAAGUGGCAAGUCUCAGGCGGGCAGCACGGCCUCUUCCAGCUCUGGCAUCAAAAUGACCAGCUUUGCAGAGCAAAAGUUUAGAAAAUUGAAUUCUGGUGAUGGUAGGAGCAGCGGAAGCAGCUCCCAAAAAACUACUCCAGAGGGGUCUGAGCUAAAUAUUCCUCAGGUUCUAGCUUUCGGACAAGCCCAGGAGGAGAGUACCGUUCCCCAAAGCAGAGACACAACACAGCUGUUGGCAUCAGAAGUGGUCCAGUUGAGAAUGAAGCUGGAGGAGAAGAGAAGAGCUAUUGAGGCACAAAAGAAAAAAAUGGAAGCAGAGUUUACACGACAGAGACAGAAAAUGGGUCGAACUGCAUUUCUUAAUGUUGUGAAAAAGAAGGGAGAUGGUAUCUCUUCCCUGAAAGAAGAAGCAGGGACUAUGGAAAGUGAUAAAAUGGCUCAAGAGAGUGAUGGAGAGAGAGAAACUUCAGGUAUUAAUAAUCAAGCUGUAAAAAAUAUGAACUUAAAACUUUUUGCAGCUCAGACCCCAUCAAAGUGGCUGAAGUCUCCCACCAAUCCUGGAGAGACAGAAACGUCUUGGAGCUUAACAAGCCCGAGUGAAGAAAACAUGAGUGAAGUUGAGCUUGGAGAGUACACAAAAUCUAUUGAGAAACUCAACUUUUCUCUGGGUUUUCUGCAGCAAGAGAUGCAGCGUUUGGCGUUACAGCAGGAUGUGUUGAUGCAGAUGAGAGAGAAGCAAGCUUGGGUUAUCUCCCCACCAGAGCCCGCUCCACAAAGGCAACUGAACACAAAACCUGCAAGCAAACCUUCAGUAACGUGGUCUCCCAUUCCUUGCUUCAGUAUGGAAUCCCCACGUCCAGUUCAUAGGUCCCCCCAGACAUCUGUUAAAAAGACUGUGUCCUUCCCCCCCAAGCUUCAACGGCCACCUCGUCCAAACGAGCUCAAAAUAACACCUUUAAACCGAACGUUGACUCCCCCUCAGUCUGUUGACAGUCUGCCCCGUCUCCGAAGAUUCUCACCAAGUCAAAUUCAGACAAGGUCAUUUGUUUGCUUUGGAGAUGAUAGAAAACCUGGAACAGAAGCUCCAGAGGUUAAGGAACAAUGCGUUGUAGACGGAGGGACUUCUGUGACAGAUUAUGUAAGGCCAGACAAAGCACUAGAUUCUAAUCAGACUUGUGAAAAAUCUGAGAUGAGACCAAUAGAAACCAGCGUAUCAGAGGUGUUGUCUCAUCCCAUUGUAGAAACUGUGUGUGUCACUCCCAACGAUGAGCAGUAUAGCCAGCGCAGCUUCUCAACAUCCAAAAAUGUUAGCCUUAUUGAAGUUCCUCUUUCCAAACUGCAGCCUCCAGAUCUGGCCUCCAUUGAGAAGAAUGAAGACGACACUGACAAAGAGCUGAUCGGCGAGGACCAGAAAGUCUGCUGUGGGUUCUUCUUCAAGGAUGACCAUAAGGAAGAGAAUGACAUGGCAGCAAAACGAGCUGCGCUGCUUGAGAAGAGAUUGCGGAGAGAGCGUGAAAACCAGCAACGUAAACUUGAACAGGAGCUAGAACAAGAGCUCAAGAAGGAGGAAGCCAGGCGUAAGUCAGAAGAGGAGCGGAAUAAAAAGGAGGAUGAGAAGAAUCGACGAGAGUUUAUCAAACAGGAAUACCUGCGCCGGAAGCAGCUUAAACUAAUGGAGGACAUGGAUUCGGUUAUAAAACCAAGAAGCAACCUCAGCAAAUCUCGGAAACCCCGGCCCAAAUCUAUCCAUAGAGAGCUUGAAUCCCCUAAAACCCCAACGGCAGUUCCUCCAGCAUCCAGCCUUUCUCUGGCCUCUCUAAACACAGGUGACAAUGACAGCGUGCAUUCUGGGAAACGAACGCCAAGUCCAUUUAGGUCUGAAUCAGUUGAAGGAUAUUUAUCUCCUGGACCUUGUGGAAGUCGUAAUGGUGAGAAAGACUGGGAGAAUGCGUCGACCACAUCGUCUGUAGCAUCAGCAACAGAUUAUACAGGACCAAAGCUGUACAAGGAGCCGAGUGCUAAAUCUAACAAGUACAUCAUUCAGAAUGCGCUGGCGCACUGCUGCUUGGCCGGGAAAGUGAACGAAAGUCAGAAGAACAAAAUAUUAGAGGAAAUGGAGAAGUCCAACGCCAACAACUUCCUAAUUCUCUUCCGUGACUCUGGAUGCCAGUUCAGAUCCCUGUACACUCACUGCCCAGAGACAGAAGAGGUCAACAAGCUGGCUGGAGUCGGACCCAAGUCCAUCUCUCGCAAGAUGAUCGAUGGUCUAUACAAAUACAACUCCGACCGCAAACAGUUCAGCCACAUCCCAGCCAAAACCAUGUCUGCGAGUGUUGAUGCAGUGACCAUUCACAGCCACCUUUGGCAGGCCAAAAGACCCCAAACCCCCAAAAAACUUAUGUCCCCUAAGGCGUAGCCAUGGCCAUUUGAGGAAAGGUCUGCCGCCAUCUUGAAAAGGAUUGUUCCCUCGUUGCCAAUGAGACUUUUAUAGCUUGGACACUUUAACCUGUUGUCAUCACACACAACUGGAAUGUAACAGUAUUGAUUGGGGGUGGGGGGUUAUUUAUCACAGGACUUUUUGAUUCACAUGUUGGGGUAGCCAAAUGUAUUCAAAUUCUCUGGGCACGUAUGUUUUUGAUUCAAACACUGAAGCACUGACGUGUUCAUCCGUGGUGAGUGGAGCGAGCUUACAUCUGCCUUAGUAUUAUUUUAUUAUUUUUCUACGUUCGUGUGCAUAUAUGAAGCGUUGCUAAUCAUGUUUUUUAUUCCAUUUCUGUUUGCUGUUGUAGACGAUUAUAUUAAUCCUUUUAUGGCAGGGAGGCCAGCAGCGCACCUGAUAUCUCUGACUUUUUUAAGGAACAUGGCUGCAGCUUACCUCAAAUAUACAAAGCCAGUAAGCAGAUAUUUUAAGGUGUAAUUAAAAAAAAAACGUUUUUAUUUUGAGGCUACCAAUCAGAUGUUGCUAGAAUGUAAAAUUCCCUCAUGCACCUAGCAGUAUUAAAAUAUUAAUUUAUUCUGGGAUUUUAAAACCUGCAGGUAAACUGCUAAUUUAAUAGGGUGUUUUUUUGUGUUUGAUGGUGGCCAAUAAUAGUCUUAAACUUUUGUAAGCUAUGUGACUUUAAAGUCUUAAUUUUUUUUCUGCUCUGUAAAACCUACUGCACUAUAAACUUGAAUCCACCUCUUCCAAUCACAAACCGAAAUUUAAUAAAAACAUAUCAGUAUUUCAUAAAAGGGAAAAUGUCAGCAUUGGUAGUAGGGUUGAUAUAAACACUAAUGCCGCAGGAGGGGUACAAACGCGCACCUCUUUAUCGUUCGGCUGAAUUUACUUGCACUUUCAUGGAUGAAAGCAGUGCGUGUCUGAUGGUGGCAUGUUCAUUCGGAGUUAGAAUUUAGAUACUAAUAUUUUAUUGAAAACCAUGUUUAUAUUUUAUGUGUCAGAGUGAGAAUGAGAAAGUGGGUGGUGCAUUUAUUUUUUUUUUAGUAAUUUUCACUAUAAAUCAAAGGAAUGUUUUUAUAUGUACACAGCAUGCCUGAAGGAAGGUUUGUGUGUGCGCUUUAUUUUUAAUAUAUUUUUACUGUAUAUGGAAAGUGAGGCUUAAUCAGUAAAUGUGCAGUCUCUCUUUAAUUCCCUUGUUUAAAUCCUCACUAAAAUACUGUUGUUUUGACAAUGGAACAAUAUGGCUGAUGUAAUCAGAUGAAGCUUUCUUUCCAGUCUGAUUAUGUCACUGCCCUCAGUUGGGCGGGAGAAGACAAAAUGAUAGAGGAUUGUGGGAGAUGAAGUUGCAAAUCAGAUAGAGGUAACAAUCUUUAAUUAGACAAUUAAAUACAAAUACAUGGGUGUUUUAUGAAUAUGCUGUGCAAUUCUCUGUUUCCUCCAUGGGUUAUUGAGUUUUGGCGAACAUAGCGGGAGCAUUAUAUCUAACUCCUGCUGUCAGUUGGCGAUUUGUUGGCGUGGUAACAUAUGCACUGUAUUUUUAGGCAUCAGGAGAUCGAGAUUAGUGAUUGUGACUAAUACAUUAAGCACCACUAACCUGCCCUGGUAUGACCAUGGGGAUUAACCUUUUCACUGCCACAGUUGCCAUAUCAUACAUGGAAUUCUGCUGUAAAAAUACAGCAAUGUUUAGAAUAUAGUUAUAUCAGUAUCUGGUCUGAAAGAGCUAAUUAUGAGGAUUACGUGUUCUUCAAAAGGUAAUUAAAAAGUGAUUCCUGCAGUACUCAGUGUUAAAGUGACAGCAUAUUUUGCUAGCUCCUGCCUGGUUUUUGUGCGCUUACCAGACUGAUGAUAUCGGUUAGAUAAUACUGACCCAAUGUGUUAUUUGUACCACCUGAGGACAACAGGGCAUCUCACUUUACUUUUUUUUAAGCAAUUGGUAUUAAAACACCUUUAUAUUUUAUACAGCAAUUGAUAGAGACCAAACUGUAGCAGGGAAUCUUUUUCUUCUAAUCACUUCCUAAACUCUGUAACACUAAAGCACUUAGAGAAUGCAUCUGUUAGACUCGCAUACUGUACGGCCCGUAUUUAAAUGCAAUUUUCUGCCUGCAUUUUGGAGGGGAUAUUAAUGGCAUUUUCUGUCUGCUCAUUGUAAGAAUAUUCGGUUCGGUUGUAUGUGCUGCGUCAUCUGGGAAUACCGUGUGUGUGGGUGCUGCGAUAUUAACUGCACGAGUACAAAAUGUCAGGUCUUAUUUAUAUAUUAUGGUUCUAGAUUUGAGUCAACGCCUCCAUACGUUGUGCUGUUAUUGAAACGAUCAGUUUAAGGACUUUGAAGGACCUCUCUACCUCUUAGACACUAUUUUAUGUUACAUUUCCACUCAUUCAGGCGCCCAAUCUGUGUAAAUGAACUUUAUAAACACGCUUAAGAUACAUUUAUCAAUAGCUGCAUUGGGCAGUAGGAGUUAUAGGGAGGGUUAUAUGGUGCAAUAGGAGGAGUUAUUGGAUGGGUUAUAUGGUGCAGUUGGAGGAGUUAUAGAGAGGGUUAUAUGGUGUAAUAGGAGUUAUAGGGAGGGUUAUAUGGUGCAAUAGGAGGAGUUAUAGGGAGGGUUAUAUGGUGCAAUAGGAGGGGUUAUAGGGAGGGUUAUAUGGUGCAAUAGGAGGAGUUAUAGGGCAGGUUGUAUGGAACAAUAAGAUACAUUAUAUAGGGUAAUGGGUUAUAUGGAGCUAUAGUGAUAGGUGAAUGAAUAAAUAAAGAAGGCAGCACACAUAAAUAAUUGCCUCCCUAUUUGACACUUUCUCAACUGACCCUUAUCCCAAAUCCCAUUUUGAAAGCAACAUAUUAUUACAUUUUUAUUAAGUAUUGUAAAAAUACAGGACCAUGUGUAUUAAAUGAACUGCAUUUCCUGCCACACACAGUUCUUCGACAUUUGCAAGAGAGUGACGUAAGUGCAUAUGAUAUACUUAUGUAUGCUGCUACGUGAUUGGUUAGAGCAUAGCUCAAGCUUAUUUACGUCUGGCCUCUGAUCAGUCACAGCCGAAGGUAGCAGAUAAACAUACUCGAGGGGGUGGAGCUUAACUGCUGUUCUAUAAUAAUGAUUUCAUAUUCCCUAAGAUAAAGGACAAUACGAUAAACCACAUUAUUAAUAAAUUUAGAAUUUGCAAAUGGAUUUUAGGAAAUCAUUUUGGAAAAUUAAAACACACUGACUAUUUGUAAUCACUUUGAGUUACUGGUUAAAUACUGACCUAUUACUAAACACUGUUACAGCCUAGAGUAUAUGGGGACCAUAUAAUCCAAUUGUAUUUCAAAGGUUCAAACCCCCCCCCCCCCACACACACACACCAAAAUUGUAUUAGUCACAUGACGACAUACACAUCACGGGUGGUGGUUUUAUAUGUAAAUUGCAUGUACAAGACACUGUUACUGUGAUGUUUAAACCUAAAAGAAAACCAGGCAGCUUGUUUUAUAUUGUGUAUUACAAUGUACAUUGGUGCGGUGCCACGUAUUUUAUAAGGGCCAGGACCCCAGUUUCUCAGAAAAUAAAUAUUUAUGUUCUUUUUUUUGUUUAUAAUGCAAGUUAUUACACAUAAUCUCACAAAUAAAUAUAAUCAGAGCAUGUGAUUUAUCACUGUCCGACUGUAUGUGUUUAACAAAGUACAGCUCGGAGCCACAGAUAUCUGCUAGUCCUGAUAGCAAAAUGCUGUUCGCUAAGCCAAAUCGCAGCCCUAGUUGCACAACAUUUCCACUCAGGACCAGCAUUUCUCUGCAACUCCCCAGCAGUACUUUACCUAUGUGCUUAGCCUGUUUGUUUUUUUGCAGGUGUUACACAAGGUUAAUAGUGAUACAAUUACAAACAAUGGGAGCAUGCGUUUUAUUUUCACUAUAAUGCCUUCUGUGAAUCUAAGCCAGUUGCAUACACCAGGCAGGUAGAUGGUUAUGUUUGUCUAACGCUGCUUUUAUAAUUCCAAACAAACAGUAUUCAGAGUUUUGUCUAAUUCUGUUACCCACAGUGAUAUCUACAUGAGAGGGUAUACAAUUGUGUUCAAUGGAUACGACUUCUCUUUUGUUACCAAAGGGUUUUCUCCCAGUAUAUUAAAGGGUCAUGAAACCCCCUUUUUUUUUUCUUUUAUAAUUCAGAUAGAGAAUAUUAUUUUAAAAAAGUUUCAAAUUGACUUCUGUUAUCAAAUGUGCUUUGUACUCAUGUUGUUCUUUGUUGAAGAGAUAUCUAGAUAGGUAGCGUGCACAUGCCUGAAACGCUACAUGACACAAAAUAGUGCUGCCCUCUAGUGUUAAUGUAUAACAUUGUUGCUAAAUUGUUGCUGACAUGUGCACCCUCCUGAGCUUAAUUUCCUGCUUUUCAACAAAGAAUAACAAGAAAACAAAGAACAUUUGCUAAUAGAAGUAAAUUAUGUCCCUUUAACCUUUUCUUUUUUUUUAUGUAUUAAAAAAUCUGCAUUUCGUUGUCUGAAACACAAAAGUUCCCUAGAAGCUGUAAAUGUUUUUUAAUCAGAAGUUACAAAGCAACACUAAAAAAGAGUUUGGAGCAAACAAUCUGUUUGUUCCUUUGCCAAAUCUUACAGUAACGUCUGAGUCCGUCUUGUCUCUUAUGUCAGUAAAAAGACCGUUACAGUUAUAUUUUAUUAUGUGCUUGGUUGAAGCUAAUGAGACGUUUGGAUGGAGUACAGUUCAUUGUCUUUUAAAAUGUGUAUUUUAUUUCAUUCCGAAUUUAGCAAUGCAACCAUUAUUAUUAUUAUUAUUAUUUGUUUUUUAAAUGCUAAGCUGUAAAAUAUUGUCAUAUUGCUAAGUGUAGUUAUUUUAUUUGAAUAAAAGCAUGACACGGAAACAA